Molecule: messenger RNA, 372 nt
Organism: Saxophila tyrrhenica
Lineage: Eukaryota; Fungi; Ascomycota; Dothideomycetes; Mycosphaerellales; Extremaceae
Exons: 2
Coding region: 1-372 (123 amino acids)
Source: RefSeq, a predicted model, not a curated record
AUGCCGCCAAAACACGCCCAAAACAACCACCCCAACCAAGGCCCCAACCACCGCGGCCGCGGCGGUCGCGGCGGUCGCGGCGGUCACGGUCGUGGCGGUGGUCGAGGAGGGCACGGUGGCCAACACCAAGGACAAGGACAAGGACAAUUGGGCGAGUCCGGUCUCAGCGAGGAGGACAAGCAGAUCCUCCGCGACGCGCACAAGAACAAGGAUAACCCGGAGCAUCCUGCCCAUGAGAAGCAUCCGGAGGUAAGCAGAGAAUCCAUCAAAACGAUAACCUCGGUUAGCUGGCGACUGAUUGUUGGCGAUGGAACAGCAUCACAGCUUCCUGAAAAAGAUGCCGAAGAAGGUGGGCGGCGCCAUGAUCUUUAA